Cuscuta epithymum is the source of this 4549-nucleotide messenger RNA. NCBI's taxonomy places the organism in Eukaryota, Viridiplantae, Streptophyta, Magnoliopsida, Solanales, Convolvulaceae. The record is from the annotation of a GenBank genome assembly.
CCGGAUUUUCCCUAUAUAUACUCCUUAUAGGAGGCUUGUAACUCAUAUAACCAAUAUUCAUUCAUUCUAUACACUUUCAUUGUUCCUUCUCCAUUCUUGUUCAAUUAUCCAUAGGAUAAUUGAGAGGUUGAACACAAUCAAGUGAGAAAACCUCCCAAUUAACCAAAAAUUCUUCCCAAUCACAAAAAACUGUUAUGGAAAAUUAAAAAAGAAAGAAAAACUGGGAUUUCGCAGAUCUGGAACUGCUCUUCGAAUCUGAACCCGGCAGCGUCGGUCAACCGGAUUCGUCACGGUCAAAGGGAAUAAUCUCGUCGGAACCGGCCAAGAAGGGGAAGCAGCUGAAAUCCGGAACCCAGCCCACUGCCAGCGGCGACGCCACAGCAGGGCCAUGCUCCGCAGCUGAUCUGUGGCCCGGAGAACCACCGGCGAAGUACGGUCUCCGCCGUCUCGCUCGCGAAGACGCCCAACUCCCGGCAGCUCUGCCACCGCUUCGGCCUCCAUCGCAGCUCAAGAAAAAACAGUCGGCCAAACAAAAAAAGAAGGAAAUCCGGAUUUUCCUGGAUGAGCCGCCACCGUCACCGUCUUCAGCCGCCGCCAUCACCGGCUUCAGUCGUCGUACGCCAUCUGUUGAAGCUCGCUGCACCAGUUAGAGUCCGUUGCGCCAUUCUCAAGAAGUGAGGUCACUUCUCCCGAACACACUGUGCGUCCCUCCGCUGAAUCUGCUCGAAGGGUGGCCAGGAGAUGCGAUUCCGAUCUCAAAUAGGAACAUGGUUCAGAGUGGAAAACCCUGGUUGGAAGGUUUUUGCUGUUCUCCAUCGUCGGACGCCGCUUUCUCCGGCGCCAUCAUUCUCGCCGCAUGUAGCUCCACCUAGCCGGUCGCCGGUCGGUCCUUCACCUCACACGUCGCCGCUCGCAACCCACCUCGCCGUUGACAUUUCCUGAGGAUCUAACGGUUCGAGGUUCUCCAUUAAUGGUUGCUUUGAAUUCUUAAGAAGCAUAUUCCAACCUUUUCCUGUCGAGCUGCCCACUCAGCUGCGGAUCAACGUCUUGGACAGACGAAGAGACAGACUACGUACAAAUCAGUUGACUGUUCACCUUUUGAGAUAUGUGUCUUCAAAAAAUGCAUAUGUGGGUGCACUUCAUCCUUGUGGUGGCCGAGCAAAUAGUCGAAUAUAGAGUAUAUUCAUAGUCAACGGGCUUUUUCCACUUAAAAUGGGCCUAAGGAUCAACACAUUAUAUUCAUUUCAACGGGCCGAUAUUUCAGCCCACUUCAAAAAGAUAAGUAUCUUUAAUUUUAAUAUUAUUUAUAUUUAUUUUAAUCAAUACUCCGUAUUUUUUGUCGGGUGAAUGUCAUACUAUCACACACUUAUGAUCAAAUGCCUAGUAGAGUGUGAUUUGAGACCCAUCACAAUGAUUUAAAGCCCUGACCAAGAUCAGGCAUAAAGCCCUGACCAAGAUCAGGCACAAAGCCCCGAUCAAGUCGGGCACGAAGAUAAAGCCCCGACCAAGUCAGGCACGAAGACCGGUCUUAGUCAUUCCUCGAGUGGCGACUGCUGCUUACGAAUGGCUCACACAUCCAUUCUACUAAGUAUUUUAUCAUUACAUUAACAAUUCACAUCUCCACUUCUUUCAAGUGACGAACUCCCGAUCGGAAACAUAAAUCCCAAGAAAAAAUUUAUGUGUAUGUUAAAUGUGUAGGUACGAAGAUGACUUUACUCAUUUUCACCUCGUCUCCACUCGCCUCAAGGAAUGGGGGACUGGGGGACUAAGGGUUCAGAGUUUCUAGAUGAGCAGAAAAUAUCACGCAUGAGCAGAAACGAAAGCUGAGUCGGAUGAAGAGGAGUCGAGCUAGAUUGAUUAUGCCGGAGGGGACUUACCUUCCUUUUUUCAUGUUGGGGGCGCUAGGUGUACUCUUUUUCCCUUUAUUAGGAUUUUUCGCCACUGGAUUUUUUCCUAGUAAAGGUUUUUUAACGAGGCACCCUCCCCAUCAUGGACAAGGGUGGUGGUCUCCCGACCGGAGAGGGAGAAACCAAAGACAGAAGAACGUUGCAAAUACAGUUUGGACUACUCCCUUUCGCCUCGAGUACUAAUCAAUCGACGAACGGGAACAGCACGAAGCAACUCCGAUUCCGGCCAGCUUUCGUCCAAACGAAGCUCAAAUCAAAGGGAAAAGGCUCGUGGUGUACCCGAGGUCGUUUGUACUCCAUUCCAUCGACUUUCUACUGUUUGAAUAGAGAAUAUGUCUAGAAACUUCUCCAUUGUUUGUCAAUGGGGAGGAAAUAUUAUCGAGGAGUCAAACAGAGUUCAUUAUGAAGGAGGGAUUCGGAAGAUAAUUGUUGUUUCCCGUGGGGUGGAUCUUGCUGAAAUAAUGAAUAAAAUUUAUGCCGCCACAUCCAUCAAUCGUAUGAACAAGUUGGAUUUGAAGGUUAAAUAUCCCAUGCAUGGUGGAUCAUACAUGUUGAUGCCUCUUGUUGACGACGAAGCCGUUACAGGAAUGUGGACUGUAAUCGAGAAUCUUGAUAUGCAUACCAUGGAGAUAUAUGUUGAAGAAGUGGCGAUGUUGCCCAUACAACCUUGCCACCCGCCAUUGUCUUGCCCAUCCACAAGUGUUCCAGUUGUGAUGAAUAUGGUUACACAGGAGAAUGGAAGAUACGUGAAUAGUGAUGCAACGUUUCUGGAUUCACAAUGCAAUGACGACGAUGCAGAUGAAAAUGUGAACCAUGACACACUAACAGAUUCAGAUGAAGAUGGUGGUGAUCUCGUAAGUGGCAAUGCACCAUCCAGCCACUACACUAAAGUUUAUGAGCUCCCUGCGGGAUUUGAUGAAUCAUGGAAGGGUUGUACAACUUCUAGUUGCUUCUCUGCAGAUGGUGAAUUCGAGGUUGGGCAAGAGUUUGAUGAUAAGAAACAACUGAUCAACAUGGUUAGAGCGUACUCUGUAAAAAGGAACCAAUUUUUCUCAGUUGUAGAGUCUGACAAACACAAAUGGGUGGCAGAGUGCAAGAGGAGAAAAGAAUGUGGCUGCACUUGGCGGAUCCGGGCUACUAAGAAACAUGAGAAGCUAGAGAUGUUCAAAGUUGUUCGUUAUGCAGGUCCUCAUAUACCUACUUGUGUAGGUAACAUCGAUAACAAUGACCAUGCUGGUAUCACAGCUCAGUUCAUAGCCCAUGAAAUUAUUGAUCUUCUUCGUACCUACUUGAGAGAGCAUUUUGUUGGUUUACCUGCUGAUGCUGAUGACGAUGUUGUGCAGCAGUACGCGAGAGCCUACAUUCUGAUGCUUAUGGGAGCUUCCACGUUUGCGGACAAGAGCGGGAAUGAGGUGCAGGUCUUGUAUUUACCCAUUCUGGAGUCUUUUGAUGUAGCUGCAAUUUAUAGCUGGGGUAGUGCGACUUUAGCAUACCUAUAUCGGCAGUUAUGUCGAGGAUGCCAUCGUGACGGUGGAGAGAUGGGUGGGUUUUUAUUGUUGAUACAGCUAUGGUCAUGGGAGCACAUUCAUAUCGGCAGACCUGUCAUACUGCGAUAUCAUGGGAUAGAUGGUGGUCCUCUUGAUGAUGAUAUGGAUCAGCACGCUGUACUUGGGCCACAUCAUGUUCGUGGCGAGGAUCCUUUGGGUCGUAGAUGGCUAUUUGCUCAUGUCACGCGCACGUCAUCCGCUGCUGGAUUAGGAUACUACCGAGAUGCUUUAGAUCGCUUGUGUGAUGAUCAGAUGACGUGGAUGCCGUACACUGAUGAGAUUUUAGGGCUGUUGCCUCCUGUUGCCCGAGAGCACACUGAGAUAUGGCGAGCACGUGUGCCCUUGAUAUGUUUUGAUGUAGUGGAGCAUCACUUUCCUGAUCGCGUACUACGCCAGUUCGGGUUGCAGCAGGUUACUCCCAGACCUUGUGAUACAUCUGUGGAUUUGCACAAGAUUGAUAGACGGGGGAAGCACACUGAAGAUUGGGGGAUGCGCCAUAUUCAGUAUAUCACUAUGUGGGAUGAGAGAGCGGCGUAUAUAGUGGACGGGAUCCCAUCAUUAGUCCCCACAACUUCUGUAGACUACAUGAGAUGGUAUUACACCAUCACACGAGUAUUUAUCUCUCCCAGUUUUCGUUUACCCACUGAUCAUUACCAGCCUAGCUCAGUCGCUCUUCAUAUGACGACACGGGCUUUGCGUAGCAUCCAUGACAGAGCGACUGCUAUACUUGAUGAGGCGGUAGAUGUACAGGGAUACCAUGACGCUUGUUCAGGCAUUGUUUCACUGUGCGCUGAUGUAUUGGGUCGAGUGGAUUAUGGAUAUAUGGCCACCUCUCAGCAUUCCACCGCAUCUACAUCCGCAGCAGGGUCUUCUCAGGCAGUCCGACGUGAUAGAGUUGUUCUUCAGCCUCGUAACCAGCGCAGGCGUCCCCGAGCACAGCCACAUGAACUUCAUGAUGAUGAUGAUCACAUUGACUUAUGAUCUUUGUAUUUAAAUUAUUGUGUGAAAGUUGUAGCGUGCACUGGCAGAUCGAAUCAUUUUGUGAAACACCAGAUUUAUUAUAACUUUUAUGGUUUAUACUCAGUUUUGUGGUGC